Molecule: messenger RNA, 1087 nt
Organism: Glycine soja
Lineage: Eukaryota; Viridiplantae; Streptophyta; Magnoliopsida; Fabales; Fabaceae
Product: ADP-ribosylation factor-like
Exons: 8
Coding region: 232-813 (193 amino acids)
Biological process (GO): vesicle-mediated transport; intracellular protein transport
Cellular component (GO): cytoplasm
Molecular function (GO): GTPase activity; GTP binding
Source: RefSeq, a predicted model, not a curated record
AACCGAAUCAAAUGGUUCACUGGGUUGAGUUUAGAAAAAAAAUUGUGAGAUCCAACAAAUUAAAGUUGAGUAGGUUAAAUCUUUGAAUUUGGUCAAAACCGACCCAAAACACCCUACUUUCAAUUCAAUUCAAAGUAUUGUUUGUUUUUUGUUUGUUGGUGCUUACACCGGGAGAAGAAAGUUCUUGGAAGGAAGGAAGAAGCCAAAAGGCAAAGAGACACCGGCACCGGCAUGGGUCAAGCUUUUCGGAAGCUAUUUGACACCUUCUUUGGCAACACCGAGAUGAGGGUUGUGAUGCUUGGUCUUGAUGCUGCUGGCAAAACAACUAUACUUUACAAGCUUCACAUUGGAGAAGUUUUAUCCACUGUUCCUACAAUUGGUUUCAAUGUGGAGAAAGUUCAGUAUAAAAAUGUUAUUUUCACAGUUUGGGAUGUUGGAGGACAAGAGAAACUAAGGCCACUUUGGAGGCACUAUUUUAACAACACAGAUGGCCUGAUUUAUGUUGUUGAUAGCUUGGAUCGUGAGAGAAUAGGUAAAGCAAAGCAGGAAUUUCAGACAAUCAUAAAUGACCCAUUUAUGCUCAAUAGUGUCAUCUUGGUGUUUGCCAACAAACAAGACCUGAGAGGGGCGAUGACGCCAAUGGAAGUAUGUGAAGGACUAGGUCUCUUUGAUCUAAAGAAUAGAAAAUGGCACAUACAUGGCACUUGUGCACUCAAGGGAGAUGGUCUUUAUGAGGGCCUGGACUGGUUGGCUUCAACACUGAAGGAAAGAAAAGCUGCUGGAUACUCUUCAAUAGGAACCUCAUCCUUCUAAUCUAGGUAUUUUGUCAUUGAGGAACGUGCAGGGUUUGGCCAGUUUCAUUCAAGGAUGUUGUAAAAAAGUAAUCAAAUUUUUUGAGUUACAUUUCGUUACCUCUACAGCUGAUGAAUUAUAUAGAUGCUUUGACUUUCAAGGUGCUUAGAUAUGACUUUGCAGUGUAUAGAAGUUUGGGCAUGAUGAAUGAAAAUGAAUUUGAGACUCACGAAUUCUAUUGGUAUAUUGAUGCCCCUGAUUGUGAAUAUGUAUCUUUUGGUUCAUUUUCUCAUGA